AUGGAGCCAAGUAUGCCAAUGAUACUGCCCAAGGGCAUCGUCAUAAACACGAAAAAUAUUUAUCAAGAAGUGGCCAGUUACCCUAUUAUCCCUGCUGAUAAAAUAUGGGAAUAUUGGCAUGUCUAUACAACAACAAACAAAAAACUCAAAGACCCAACAGCCCGCCGCUUGGAAAACUUUUGGUGGCAAGUGUGGGGGAGUGAUCGAAGGUACCUGAGCGGCCGUGCACUGGCCAAGAUAUAUGAAGAUAUUUCUCUUGGACCUACUGUCGUACCUCUCCAUGGUCCACCAAACCGGUGGGAAGGACCUGGUGUUCCCCCCUUAACUAAGCAACUCAUAGUCGCUCACCUUAGCCGUGGGCUUGACGAGCCGCAGCGCCCAGAGCCACCUCGAAUGAGAUCUACGGACACAUCAAUACGGAGUUUAUCCUCAAGCGCAUCAAAACCUCCGCCUUCGCACCCGAUUCUGAAGAAGACGAAGAGCCCACUCACUACUGGUCCUAAGCCGACGGCUCGAUUUGUGUCCCCACCCGACUCAGAUGAUGAAGGAAGCAGAGAGAGCGACAUUCCCUCGUCUGGAAGCACCGCAACCACCGGGCUAGAAAUGCCGCCGCCCACCAAAGUGUCGCUCGCAAUCAGGAAUCCCUCAUUAGAAUCUACAGCGGCAACGAAACGACCAGCAUUGAAUCGAAGACAUAGCCCUCAGCCACCAACCCUCACGGCACAAUUCACAUCGAGAGACGCAGCACCGACUGCGACAACACGGGGCCUGACGCAACUAAGGACCGUUUCGCCUAUUCCCGAACGGACACAAAAUACCACUGGAAAUGAGUCAGAAGAAACAGAGGAUAGUACGUCAACUCGGUCGUCUGGUCAUCCAAUUGUGCUCAGCGCCAAGGCGGCUGGCAAACAGCCCAUGGUGCCACGGGCUGCUACUAAAGACCUUUCGGGUGUUUCUCAGGGACAGCCUCGACCGUCAAUUUCAACGUAUGUGGCGAAUAGUAAUUCUAAAGCACGAACAUCAUCCGACUUGCGGUCCCCGGCAUCAACAAGAUCAAUCUCCUUAACACGAACUGAUACGGACAAUUCGUCAACGACUGGGUCUAUUACCGACUCUGUUUCAAUGACGGGUCGUUCUUUAUCGCAAAACGGAUAUGCACGAAAGGGAUCGGCAACGCAGAGUCUGUUCACCGGGCCACUGGCCACUACCACCAAUGUAGCUGCCAAGGGACAAAUUAUUGACCAAGCUGGUUCACUGCCAGCUUCUGGUGUUCUUGAUCCGUACGUGGAAGACGCUAGCCUUCCAUCCCGGCCAUCGGCUUCUUCCUUACUCGAAUCACGCAUGGCACCGACGCAGCCAAGUCACGCGGCUAGUGUGCCCAUGGGUCGAACAAGAAGCCAGCUCACACUUCUACUCGAACGUGAAAAGUCCAGGAUUAGCGAUAAGCCUCGAUCAAAGCACUGA
Messenger RNA from Pochonia chlamydosporia 170, 1464 nucleotides. RefSeq lists its product as hypothetical. NCBI's taxonomy places the organism in Eukaryota, Fungi, Ascomycota, Sordariomycetes, Hypocreales, Clavicipitaceae. The record is from RefSeq and is a predicted model, not a curated record. Bases 1 to 1464 code for a protein of 487 amino acids. The transcript is spliced from 3 exons.